Cydia strobilella is the source of this 1346-nucleotide messenger RNA. RefSeq lists its product as uncharacterized. Bases 255 to 1109 code for a protein of 284 amino acids. Gene Ontology annotation, molecular function: zinc ion binding. The record is from RefSeq and is a predicted model, not a curated record. Gene Ontology annotation, cellular component: nucleus. The transcript is spliced from 5 exons. Lineage: Eukaryota; Metazoa; Arthropoda; Insecta; Lepidoptera; Tortricidae.
AGUUCGUCAGUUCGGUUUCGUUGGCCCGGCCUGCUGUCGGGAAUUUCGAGAGGGAUCGAUCUGUAUGUUGGACCGUGGUUUGCAUAGGCUGCGUUCCGUCUGCUCGUUAGAAUCGAGUUGGCGAACUAUAUAACAAACCAAACCGGGUCGGCUCGAGAUGGGCUUAACUUAACUCGGUUUGAACCGGGUUGACACAUCUCUAUCAGCAAGUCAGCAUCAUUUUUUGCGCGUCCUUAGAACUGAGAACAUCAAAAAUGUAUCCUGAGGUGGCGAUGGACCAGGAGGUUGAUGUUCAAUUAUUUAUUACAUGCCGGUUGUGCUUAGAUGAACCUGGAUCAUAUCAAAUUGUCCCUUGCAUUAAGGGGCAAAUAUCCUACUGCUUUGGAAUAGAGGUUAACCCAUUUGAUGGAUUACCUCAGUUGAUUUGCAAAAAGUGCAAGGCUAUAUUGGCUUAUUAUCAUGCUACAAAGAAUUUGUUUGUGGAGAAGCAAAAGCAGCUACAUGACAAGUUGCCUCAAAAUGACAAAGAUGCACAGUCGUCGACAGCUCCAAAAACUAAAAGUUUUCCCAAAGUAUCGUUGGCUACAGCAGAAGUGGCCCCUGCUGACGCGCCGGAGAAACCAGCGGCUGCAGUUCCAGAUGUCGCCGCUAAAGUGGCUCGCCAUGACAGUCGAAAUAAAAAUAAAUCUUCAUGGAAGAAAGCAUUUAACAAACAUUUUGUUUGUACAAUUUGCAGUAAAAGUUUUUUAACGGAAAAGUCCAUUAAAAAACAUUCCCCAACGCACAAAAGAUUCAUUAAUAAACAUGAAAAAGUAUUUAAGAAGUAUUUGACUGUGGACUUGAAUAAAAUAGAUAAAAAGAUAAAUAACACUGGUGGUUUACAAAAUCUAGUUAUCAAUAAAAAUAAGAUAAUUGAACGGGGCAAUAGUCAGUAUCACUACUCAUUUUAUUUGACGAAGAACUUUAAGGUAGGGAGGACAGACACAGUAGACAGACUUAAGAAUGGAACUGAUGAAAAUGAGAAUGUGGCAGCUAAGAGGCUCCGGGUGUAUUCUGACUCUAAUGAAGACCAAAUUUUUAAAGAGAUAGCGGUGUGGAGGCGGUGUUAGCUACUGUCCCCGAUGUCAGAAGUGACGAUCAGGCAUCACUUCAACCUGCCCAAACUGAGGAAGAUCCAUCGGUUGCUGGCGCUCCCAGUGAAUCAAACGACUCAAAUUAUAGAAAUAAAUUGUUAAAUAAAACUCCCGUUGCCAACCCGCGGCAACUGCCUAAAAAAAACAAUAUGUCCGAAACUAAACUCGUUGUUGCAACUGAUGAUGCAACCAUGAUGCCAUCAAACUUAAUUA